Eublepharis macularius is the source of this 2207-nucleotide messenger RNA. It is a transcript of the gene BLZF1, whose product is annotated as basic leucine zipper nuclear factor 1. The transcript has 7 exons. NCBI's taxonomy places the organism in Eukaryota, Metazoa, Chordata, Lepidosauria, Squamata, Eublepharidae. Gene Ontology annotation, cellular component: Golgi membrane. Bases 183 to 1385 code for a protein of 400 amino acids. The record is from RefSeq and is a predicted model, not a curated record. Gene Ontology annotation, biological process: Golgi to plasma membrane protein transport; Golgi organization.
CACAUUUCUACAGCGAUGACUAUUUUGUAGGCGGCCGGGGUGGAGAAGCGGGAACGUCAUUACUAGGAAGUUGGGCGGAAGUAAGCAAUGGACCGGAAGUUGCGCUACAGGCAGGGGAAGAAGGGGGAGCGAAAGGAACUGUAGUGAACGUCGGCAAUACGGGACGUCGAUCUAGCAGCAAAAUGACAACACUGCAGGAAACAGAAAACAUGUCAACUGACUAUGCCCCCUCACCCAUCCGUGGAUCUGGAGAUGGCAUGGAAACAGAGCAACCGCCUAAAUCUAUUGAAAUUGUCCACACCUCAACCAGCCGUGCCCAACGUAGCCCACACAAGAAAGCACUUCCUUCUCUAAGUCCUGGAGUUCUUCAGCUGGGAAAGAUACAUGGAGAUAAGGCAAUGGAAAUCGAAGCUGUACGAAUCCUGGUUCCUAAAGCUGCAAUUAAGCAUGUUGUUCCUACCAAAAAUGCAAAGGUGUCUAAGUCUGUAACACACCAAAGAGAAUUACUCAGCCAAUCAAGUGGAAUUUCUGAUAGUAAGAAAGAUCUACUAGAGCUAAAAAAUGCAAUUGAAAAGCUCAGGAACUCAGAAAGAAGAUUGCUGCAGGAUAAGGAAGGCCUUUCUAACCAGCUCCAUAUACAGACAGAGGUCAAUCGGGAGCUGAAGAAGUUACUUGUUGCUUCUGUUGGGGAUGACCUGCAGUAUCACUUUGAACGCAUGGCACGUGAGAAAAAUCAGCUGAUCCUUGAAAACGAGGCUCUGGGGAGGAAGGUGUCUCAGCUAUCUGAACAGUUAGAGAGGAUGUCUAUACAAUGUGACGUUUGGCGGAGCAAAUUUUUAGCAAGCAGAGUCAUGACUGAUGAGUUGACUAACUUCAGAGCAAUUCUUCAGCGUCAAGCCAGGGAUGCUCAAAGUGCAAUCCAAGAUCUGCUAAGUGAACGGGAUCAGUUCCGGCAAGAAAUGAUUGCUACACAAAAAUUGCUGGAAGAGCUGCUGGUUUCUCUGCAGUGGGGUAGACAACAGACUUACUAUCCUAGUGCGCAGCCUCAUAGUACAGCAGAACUAGCAACUGUGAAUCAUAAACUGGCUAGAGCAGUGACCUCUCAUCUUCUUGGAAAUGCUGGUGCAUCUAACAGUCCAAAAAAGAAUUCAUCACCUACAGAAUUCUGCAAUACUCCUGCUGAAAAAAUGGCUGAAAUGGUAUUAAGAAUGCUGGAUCCUGGUACCUGUACAGAAACAUCACCAGAGCUUCUUUUUUCUGAGUCUUCACCAACCUCUUUCCUUUCACCAAAGAAGAAUAUUGGACGGUUUCACCCAUAUACUAGAUAUGAAAACAUCACUUUCAACUGCUGCAAUCGCUGCCAGGGAGAACUGAUAGCUCUUUAAAAUUGGCCCUGUGCUCUAUAGCUAGAACUGUUGCAUCAGUACAUCUUUGCAGUGAUCUACACUGUGGGUUGGGCUACUUCCUGCUUUUAGGCUUGUCAAGCAGUUUAUCUGUCAGUCUGCCUCUUACAAGAUUGCAUCACAAUGCAUUAACACGAGCAGCACUGCCUGUUCUAGACAAGAUAACGCUAAAACUACAUUUUACACUGUAUCUAGUCCCUUAAAUUCACACAAUUUAUAAGUGUGAAUGCAAAAAAUAAGUCCCACAAGCAUCAGAUCUUGGACAGAAGUUGGCAACUGCUGUUCUUUGGUGAAAGUAACAAAAUGGCAGCGAGUACAAUGUUAAAUACUAGAUUUCUGUUUUAGCUAUUACAUUGACUGAACAAGUAAAAUCUUUUGAUUUUGAAGAAAGGGCAACUCUUAGGUAUAAACUGUUCAAAUAUCCUUUGCCUUGACUGAGACAAUGAAUUCUAAACUGUAUGAGGUGCUGCACAUGAAAUUGAAAGCAAAGAGUAACAGCAUACAUUUUGAGAAUACUAUAUACAUGAUUCUCAGAGUAUGACAUACCCCUAACACAGGCUUAAUUUUGUUUGAAUAAGCAUGUGUGGUGUUCCUAUAGAAAGCUUUUUCUGGUGCUGUUAGACACAGAAAGGCUGCUCUUCCAGCUGUAUCUCAAGGAAUCAAGAUCUAUAUGGCUAUAUUUUUUUUUUCUUUUACAGUACAGUAACUAUGUAAAUCAUGGAUUAAGAUGUACUUCUAGGUUUGGUUCACUGUAGUCUGGGUUAGUGACAACCUUUACAAUAAAUGUUAAUUGCAUUUUUUUUA